Acanthisitta chloris (rifleman) is the source of this 1047-nucleotide messenger RNA. It is a transcript of the gene EDARADD, whose product is annotated as EDAR-associated death domain. The annotation marks the transcript as partial. The transcript has 5 exons. Gene Ontology annotation, biological process: signal transduction. The record is from RefSeq and is a predicted model, not a curated record. Gene Ontology annotation, molecular function: protein binding. NCBI's taxonomy places the organism in Eukaryota, Metazoa, Chordata, Aves, Passeriformes, Acanthisittidae.
GUCAAAAUGCUCUAAAACUCACCUUGAGACUGCCUUCCAGUGCAAGGAUGCAAAGCAGAUUGACAAACUGUUUGCACUGACUGAAAAAUAUCCUGUCCAAGACACAGGAGUACCUAAAGAUGAGGAAUAUCUAACAGAUCAAGUUACAUUGGAAAUUGCAUCUGUGAACAUCAAGACCCUUACAUCAGAUUCUGGCCUAAUCCAACAGCCAGAAGACAAAGACACACAAAACCAUACUGACAAUUCACUUUCAGAUCUCAAGAAAACCUGCAAGGAAAAUGUCACCUGCUCCUUGUGCUUAUUCCGUGCACCGACCAUCAGUGAUAUGCUCAAUGAUGAGGACUUGUUGUACACAGUGAGGCUAAAGCUGGACCCCUGCCACCCAACAGUGAAAAACUGGAGAAAUUUAGCAAGCAAGUGGGGGAUGACUUAUGAUGAGUUAUGCUUCCUUGAACAAAAACCCCAAAGUCCCACCUUGGAGUUCUUGUUACGGAAUAGUGACCGGACUGUGGAGCAGCUGAUUGAUCUCUGUAAAUUUUAUAAGAGAAUUGAUGUUGUGAAAGUGCUGCUGAAAUGGGUGGAGGAGGAAUGGCCCAAGAGGGGGAACAGAACUUACCAGAAUGACUUCUAGGUCAAAAAAAGUUGUUAGUCUGUACAUGUUAAACAUUGGGACUAGCUGCCACUAAUAUAUUGGAUGUUUUCCUUGCAAAAGAGAAAGCCUGUACUGAUGGUUCAUAUACUGUGUAAGCUUUAUCUACUGUAUACACAUAUGUAUGAUCUAUGCCCUCAGGGUUGCAGAGGUAACCAAAGUGGGUUAUCUCCAGGUUGUGUUCUUGAGCCUACAAAUACCUUCAGCUUCUUUGCUACUGUGCGUAGGCUUCCUAAGCAGAAGAGGAAUGAAAAAGUCAGACCACUGGUUUUACUGCAGCAGUUGUGAACCAAAUCAAUUGAGUGCUGUUGCUAUUGGGAAAGCCACAAUUAGAAGGCAAAUCUCUUGGCCUUACUGGCAGCCCUUCCACAAUUUUGUAUGUUCUAUCUAGUAAAAGA